AUGGCCAAUCUUUUCCAUGCGGGAACCGCGAAGGGAAUGGCUCGUGCUGCGACGCGUUCGCGAAGCGCCAGCGUUUGCUUUCGAACCCGUUCCGACAAUAUUGAUGACGUAGACAUUUGGCCUCUCAUUCUUAAUACCUGGAGCUUGUACCUAUUCCUAGAUGAGAUCAUAGAGUUUGUUCUAAACUUUCGACUCAAGACUACUCAACAUUAUGCCAGAUACAGAGAUUUCCCCGACAACGAAGCAGUUGAUGCUGGAACCAAAGAAGGUGACACCGGUGAAGCUGGAAUGAAGGAGAAAAAAGAAGAAAAGAAAGGAAAUGGAUUGGUAGACAACAUUGACAUAAGCAGGGAAGCGCGAAAUCGCGUUAAAUUGUAUGUGCUAUGCGAUCAACGGGUUUGGGAUGACCGUGGAACGGGUCAUGUAGCUUGCGUACAAAUACCUAAUCAGCAAGGAUUUGUCAUAAUUGUUAGGUUGGAAUCGGCUACAAGUGGUCAGGAUAAAAAUGUGCUGGAGUCCAAAAUUCUUAUGGACACUGUUUACCAAAAGCAACAAGUUGGUAACUUUUUCAUCUACACAUCUCAUUUUCUUGAUUUUCAACACUUUUUGUAUUUAUGUAAUCGAUACUUUCUUCUCGCCGAUCCUACAUUUUCUUAAAA
Messenger RNA from Strongylus vulgaris, 659 nucleotides. The record is from the annotation of a GenBank genome assembly. Lineage: Eukaryota; Metazoa; Nematoda; Chromadorea; Rhabditida; Strongylidae.